Molecule: messenger RNA, 993 nt
Organism: Aspergillus clavatus NRRL 1
Lineage: Eukaryota; Fungi; Ascomycota; Eurotiomycetes; Eurotiales; Aspergillaceae
Product: holocytochrome c synthase CYC3
Exons: 3
Coding region: 1-993 (330 amino acids)
Biological process (GO): cytochrome c-heme linkage
Cellular component (GO): mitochondrion
Molecular function (GO): holocytochrome-c synthase activity
Source: RefSeq, a predicted model, not a curated record
AUGGGUUGGUUCUGGGCAGAUUCACAGCAAAAGCCGACGCCUGCGGCUCCAAAUCCUCUGGCUUCCUCUGAUGCCUCUCCUCCGCCGGGAUGCCCGAUGCAUGCAUCUAAUGCGCCUCCAGCCUUAGCGACGCCUCCGGCCUCUGAUGCUCCCAGCUCUUCCUGCCCUGUUAGACCUACAGACUCUCCGUUCUUUGUGCCUAAGACGACCCCGACAGCAUCUCCUCAGCCCUCCGCUGCUUCGGAAGCGCGGUCGACUCUGUCCAAACUGAAUCCUCUCAACUACAUGUUCUCCUCUAUCUCUCAAGAACGGGCACCCAACCAGACUAUGGACCUGCCAGUGGAGCGAGAGCCCUCUUCCAUUCCCAGGGGCGAUGCAGAGGGCAACUGGGAGUAUCCUUCUCCUCAGCAGAUGUACAACGCCAUGCUACGGAAAGGCUACACCGAUACGCCGCAGGAUGCAGUUGAAUCCAUGGUUGCGGUGCACAAUUUCCUGAACGAGGGCGCUUGGGCUGAGAUUGUUGGAUGGGAGCGCAUAUUUGCCAAGGGUCUGGGAUCAGCUUGGGACAUGUGCCGACGCGGUGAAGAAGGCAUUGCUUUUGAGGCAAUGAAACAGGAGAUGAUGGGGACGACCGACCAGAGCACCGAACCUCGACUCCUUAGAUUCCAGGGUCGGCCCCACGAGCUGACCCCCAAGGCAAAGAUUCUUCAGGCUUUGGGUUGGGUGUAUCCUGCAAAGUUUGAAACGAGCCCGCCUUUUGAUCGCCACGAUUGGUUUGUGCUGCGACAAACGCCGUCAGGCCCGAAAGAAGUCCGUUACGUGAUUGAUUACUAUUCCGGCCCUCCUGAGCCCACUGGCGAGCCAGUGUUCUACCUUGAUAUCAGACCAGCUUUGGACUCGCCUACAGCAGCUGUGGAGCGACUAAUGAGAUGGGGUGGUGAUGUCUGGUGGAGAGCCAGCGGUGGUGCAGUGCGCGAGAAUAGUAAUAAGUGA